This is a messenger RNA of Protopolystoma xenopodis, 153 nucleotides long. Lineage: Eukaryota; Metazoa; Platyhelminthes; Monogenea; Polystomatidea; Polystomatidae. The record is from the annotation of a GenBank genome assembly.
CGAACAGCUCAUGAUGCUUUGAAACUUGGCUUCCGCGUGGUUCUAGUUGAAGACGCUUGUGCAGGCAUUAACUCAGAAGAUAUCCAACGAGAAAAAAACGAUCUGACGGCCUUAGGAGCUUAUUGGGCCAAAUCCGAUGAGGUGAGCCCUUAA